Molecule: messenger RNA, 1118 nt
Organism: Planococcus citri (citrus mealybug)
Lineage: Eukaryota; Metazoa; Arthropoda; Insecta; Hemiptera; Pseudococcidae
Gene: CRIF
Product: growth arrest and DNA damage-inducible proteins-interacting protein CRIF
Exons: 1
Coding region: 174-1061 (295 amino acids)
Cellular component (GO): mitochondrion; nucleus
Source: RefSeq, a predicted model, not a curated record
CUCGUGGACACGGCUCUCACGUCCUCACGGCAAAAACAAAUUUUUUUAUCAUUCGAAAUUCAUUCAUCGCAGUGAUAAUAAAACCGAAUUCAAAUUUCGUUUCAACUAAGUAGAAGUUCCAGCAUAUUUUUCUUUCAAUUUUUCCGUAUAGUAAGCUUUGUUUUGAUGUGAAUAUGAUAUCAGUGGUGCAACUAAUAUGUAAUAAUGCGCGUACCAGAAUUCAUUCAAGGAAACCCCUUCCUUUAUUGAGUCGAAUUCAUCGUGUCCAGUUUUCGGAAGCAAGUUCAGCACCAAGCGAAGAUCCAUCGGAACAAUCUAUAUUACCGCCUGAGAAUGAAGAAAUUAUAAUGUCCGAAGAAGAACUGAUGAAAAAAAGAGAUAUAUCGAGAUUAACUCCCGAACGUCGUGCAAUUGUACAUAAUAAACCUUUGCCGUUCAAUUGUGAUGGCACAAAAUACAAAUUUCAACAAAGUCUAGCUUUUCAGCGUCAUUUAUACGGUAAAUACGGUAGCGGUAUCGGUGUAGAUCCCGCUGUAUGUUUCAUGACGAAAGAAGAAAUGGACGAGUUUCGAGAAUACGAAAAAGUAGCUAGUCCCGAGCAUAUUUUAGAAGUACGCAAACGGAAAUUAGAAGAAUUGGCUGAAGAGAAAAGGCAAUAUAGAAUUCGAGAGGAACACUACGAUAAAAUGAUGGCCUCGAUGGAAGAACAUAAGAAAAAAAUACGUGAAAAGAUUUUGAGUAAAAUCGCUGACGCCGAGGAAGCGAAAAGAAAAAGAGACGCUUUACUGGAAGAAGUUAAACGUCAUUUUGGCUAUACUAUUGAUCCCAAAGAUGAAAAAUUCCAGCUCAUGUUAGAACAGAAAGAAAAAGAACAGAAAAAGUUAAGGAAAGAAUUGAAAAAGAAGAAGAGAGAAGAAUUUUUCAUGGCGAAAUUAGCUUCUUUGGAAAGUGGACCAGAAAAUCCAUCUGAUAAACAAACCAAAGCAUCUAAACAAGAAGAAAAUGCUGCCAGAGAUGAUGAUGAGAAAGAUUCCGACGAUGAGAACGAAAAAGAAAAGUGAUUUAGUUGUACGAAAAUGUUUCUUAAUGUAAAAUAAAACGUAUUGUUUUCAUUACAA